Molecule: messenger RNA, 1444 nt
Organism: Eutrema salsugineum
Lineage: Eukaryota; Viridiplantae; Streptophyta; Magnoliopsida; Brassicales; Brassicaceae
Exons: 4
Coding region: 234-1244 (336 amino acids)
Source: RefSeq, a predicted model, not a curated record
AAGAGUCAAAAGGGAGUCUCUGGUGGUGUCUCACUUCUCUCUGGAGCCCUAAUCCUGAUUCUUUCAGGGCCUCGAAUUGUUGAGCAGAGUAGCUAACGAAGACGGGGAAAAUCAUUACGAAGAAUCCGAGUUGUGAGGUGAUAAUCUGAUUUUAUAGAAUCGAAACAUCUUCAUUUCUGGAGCUUGAUUGGCUGAGUUUCAGAUGGAAUUUUGAAAUUGGUUGAUUGUCAGAUAUGGAUUCGAACUUCGUUUUGAUUCUGUGUAUAGCUUUGAUUUUCGCCGCUCAUACUACUAGUAAGGUUGGUGGAGAGGAGGCACAAGUUUCCUCGAGCUCGAUCACGAAUUCGAAUUUGACAGAGACAGGUUUUGGUGGAUCAGAAAUUGUUAACAAUGUUACUGAUUCUAAGAGUAGAAGAGAUCACUCUAAAAACACGACCGAUGAUACACAUUUAGGGGAUAGUAAGAGUGAAGGGAAGGAAGGAAGUGAUGAAGCUAUGAGCAAUUCUUCAAGGAAGAAACAAGGGUUUCACGGUGAAGAAUGUGAUCCAUCUUACAUGUGUACCGAUGAGGAAGAUCAUUUUGUCGCUUGUCUCCGAGUUCCUGGUAAUGAUGCGCCUCAUCUCUCACUCUUGAUUCAGAACAUUGGCAAAGAUGCUCUGCUUGUAACUAUAACUGCUCCGGGUUUUGUUGGGUUAGAGAAGAACAAAGUUGAGCUUCUGGAAAACGAAGACACAAAGGUGAAAGUCUCUAUUAAAAAAGGAGGGUCCAACGAUAGCGCAAUCAUACUAGCCUCCUUUAAAGGCCAUUGCAGCCUUGAACUAAAGGAUUUGGCAGCAGCACAUGAAACAGGAAACGAGGAUACAGCCGUUGUUUCUCGUCCUUCAAUCCUCAAUAUCCGUCCGCGAACACUCAUCAUCAUCAUCAUCAUCAUCUCCUUCCUCGUUGUCUCCCUUGUCAUCAUCCCAAUGAUCAUCCACGUCUACAGGAACAAGGCAAAAGGAAACAACAAAUACCAGAGGUUGGACAUGGAAUUGCCAGUCUCUAACAACACCGAUUUGGCGUCGAAAUCUGAUCUAGAAGCGGGUGAUGACGGAUGGAACAAUAAUUGGGGAGAUGAUUGGGACGAAGAAAAUGGCGAUGGAGACGAAGAACAGCCAAAUACUCCGGUGUUACCACUUACACCGAGCGUUUCCUCUAGAGGACUUGCUUCUAGACGACUCAGUAAAGAAGGUUGGAAAGAUUAGUUUCACUCUCACUUGUCUCUUUGUUUCCACUGAGAAUUUACUAUGAUUUGGUAAUGUUUUGUUUCCGUGGAGUUAACUUUUUUUCUUUCCUUUUUUACCAAAACGCUCUCUUUUAUACCUUUUAGGCCUUUUGUGUUUAUGGGCCUAGUUUGUAUUCAUAAUAUUGUACAAUUGGCUCUGUGAAGAUAAUGUCGGCCUUU